AUGGGGCAGCUCGCGGCUCCGACGGUUUUCCUCCUGCUGCUGGGGCUUCUGGCCGAAUCGCUCGCCGGCUUCCCCAACACCAUCAGUAUAGGAGGACUAUUCAUGAGAAACACUGUCCAGGAACACAGCGCAUUCCGAUUUGCUGUACAGUUAUACAACACAAACCAAAAUUUCACAGAAAAGCCAUUCCACUUGAAUUAUCAUGUUGACCAUCUGGAUUCUUCCAACAGUUUUUCAGUGACAAAUGCAUUCUGUUCACAGUUCUCCAGGGGAGUCUAUGCCAUCUUUGGAUUCUAUGACCAGAUGUCAAUGAACACACUGACGUCUUUUUGUGGGGCACUGCAUACAUCAUUCAUCACGCCCAGCUUUCCAACUGAUGCUGAGGUGCAGUUUGUCAUCCAGAUGCGUCCAGCUCUGAAAGGAGCCAUCUUAAGCCUUCUGACAUAUUAUAACUGGGAAAAAUUUGUAUACCUCUAUGACACUGAACGAGGUUUUUCCAUCCUCCAAGCAAUUAUGGAAGCUGCUGUGCAAAAUAAUUGGCAAGUGACUGCCCGAUCCGUGGGAAGCAUCAAAGAUGUUCAGGAGUUUAAAGCAAUCAUUGAAGAAAUGGACAAACGGCAAGAGAAAAAAUACUUGAUAGAUUGUGAAGUGGAAAGAAUAAACAUCAUUUUGGAACAGGUUGCAGUCCUUAGUAAAAAUUCCAGAAGUUAUCACUAUAUGCUUGCUAACCUGGGUUUUACAGACAUCUCUGUGGAAAGAGUGGUACAGGCUGGAGCCAAUGUAACUGGAUUUCAGAUUAUUAACAACGAAAACCCAUUGGUCCAACAGUUUAUGCAACGUUGGGUAAGACUCGAUGAAAGGGAAUUUCCUGAAGCUAAAAAUUCUCCAUUAAAGUAUACAUCUGCAUUGACCCACGAUGCAAUACUUGUCAUAGCAGAAGCGUUCCGGUACCUCCGAAGGCAGCGGGUAGAUGUAUCCCGGAGAGGUAGUGCUGGAGAUUGUUUAGCAAACCCAGCUGUGCCUUGGAGCCAAGGAAUUGAUAUUGAGAGAGCCUUGAAAAUGGUUCAAGUUCAAGGAAUGACAGGAAAUAUCCAGUUUGACACCUACGGACGUAGAACCAAUUAUACGAUUGAUGUGUAUGAAAUGAGACCUGGCGGGCCACGGAAGGCUGGUUACUGGAAUGAAUAUGAGCGAUUUGUGCCUGCAGUUGAUCCUACCAUUUCCAAUGAUACUUCCUCAGUUGAGAAUAGAACCAUUGUGGUGACUACCAUCCUUGAAGCACCCUAUGUGAUGCGCAAGCAGUCUCCUGACCAGAAGGAAGGGAAUGAGAAAUAUGAAGGCUAUUGUGUUGACCUUGCUUAUGAAAUUGCAAAACAUGUUGGGAUUAAAUAUGUCCUGUCCAUUGUACCUGAUGGAAAGUAUGGAGCAAGAGAUCCUGAGACGAAAAUGUGGAAUGGCAUGGUGGGUGAGCUGGUCUACGGG
Python bivittatus (Burmese python) is the source of this 1482-nucleotide messenger RNA. Lineage: Eukaryota; Metazoa; Chordata; Lepidosauria; Squamata; Pythonidae. The record is from RefSeq and is a predicted model, not a curated record.